This is a messenger RNA of Formica exsecta, 932 nucleotides long. RefSeq lists its product as uncharacterized. The transcript is spliced from 3 exons. The record is from RefSeq and is a predicted model, not a curated record. Lineage: Eukaryota; Metazoa; Arthropoda; Insecta; Hymenoptera; Formicidae. Bases 453 to 821 code for a protein of 122 amino acids.
UAAUAAUUUUAUUAAUAAUUUCAUUGACUUCUGUUUACAUAUCAUGUAAUACAGAAACAUUCAAAAAAGUUAUACAUAUAUGUUAGAAUGCACACAUACAUAUUAGGAUAUGCAGCAUAUGCAAUUAUAAAAUUAUUUCUGUUCUGAAUCUUGUAAAUUGUCUGAAAUGGAUUUUAAAAACGAUAAAGAAAUAAGAUAAAGGCACGUGGGGUAUUAAAUUGAUUAUGUUACUAAGAUCUAGAAUUAUUCCAUUUUAUACAUACAUCACUUUGUAAUCGAAAUCGUGCUUGUCUUUUGAAAAAACAAGGGACAGUCUUUCGCGAUAUAAAUGUCAACAUGACAACUGUCUUGGACAAAAUUACCGGCCGUGAUCGAUAAAACUAAUUAAUAAUAAAUUGUCAAGUAACUAAUUUUCAAAACAAUUAUUAAUGCUAUCGUAACAUAAAACUGAAAUGGGAAACGCCAGCUCUACGCAGCCUUCUAAGACUCAAAAAGAUCAUAAGAAGGAAAGUCACGGCUGCGCAGAUACUAGAAAAGACAGACGUCCCGCGAAUGGAAAUGGCAAAACAGUCGGUCAAAGUUCACGAGACUGGCAUAACGUCCGAGCGACGAAUCCUUUCAUCAUCUUCUUCCUGCGAUUGCGUAGCAAAAAACCGAAAGAGCAUGUCACCGUGAUAGCGCGAGCUGCGGGCAAGCUGUGGGCCCGAAUGACUCCCGAACAGAGGAAGAAGUAUGUAGAUCUCGCCAACACAGAGAAAAAACGACGCCAGGAGAGCAAACGGAAGAGGAAGCGUUUGUCCACACGUUCGAGGAUGAAAUAGUGAAGCUUUUAGAGAUUCGAGCUCAUGCUGGGAUGGAAAUCUACGCGCGAUACAUGUUGUGACAGUGAUGUAAUAUCUGGAAACGAUCAAAAUACAGUUAUAUAUUUUUGA